AACUUUAUUGAAAACAAAAGUGACAGUGACAGGAUAAGUAGAAAAUUCAGUCUCCAUUUUCAUUGGGAAAUUAUUAUUCAUAAAAGGGUUAAUAUUGGUGUUUACCUUUGAUUUCUCUACAGAAUAUACUUAGUUUUAAUAGUAGCCUUUGUAGUUUUAUGUUGGACAAAUAAUUUAUCACUGGGAAAGGUAUGAAAAUAACAUCUGUUUAUUUUCGCAAGAAACGACCUUGCAAAAUAAAAAUAAACGGUUGAUGUGACAGAAGAUUUGUUAUUUUUGUAUACAACGUUAUAAAACAUUCAAAAAUUUAAUCAUCCUGUGAAAAUAUACAUAAAAUGGAUUAAGGCAUGGUUAAAGUGUUGAACAGGCUCAAGAAAAAAUGUAGUUGGUAGUAACAAAAGUACUUUCAUAAUUUACUAUGGUUACCUCAAAUGGUAUGGCUGUGGAACUUAAUAAACCCCAAGAGAAACAGUACGACUAUCUAUUAAAAUUCCUACUAGUUGGGGAUAGCGAUGUAGGCAAGCAAGAAAUCCUCUCUGAUUUAGAUGAUGGAGCAUUGGAGAGCCCCUUCUGUAGUGGGAGCGCUUAUAAAACUACAACUAUACUUUUGGAUGGCAAAAGAGUGAAACUUCAACUAUGGGAUACAUCUGGACAAGGAAGAUUUUGUACAAUUAUAAGAUCUUAUUCCAGAGGGGCACAAGGGGUCUUAUUAGUAUAUGAUAUAACAAAUAGAUGGUCAUUUGAUGGUUUAGACCGGUGGUUAAAAGAAGUAGAUAGCCAUGCACCAGGAGUUCCUAAGGUAUUGGUAGGAAACCGACUUCAUUUAGCUUUUAAAAGAAAGGUGGGACAAAGAGAUGCUCAGAUCUAUGCAAAUAAGCACAGUAUGGCAUUUUUUGAAGUCUCACCAUUAUGUAAUUUCAAUAUUCAUGAGAGUUUUUGUGAACUAUCAAGAAUGGCACUACAACGAAAUGGAAUGGAGAGACUCUGGAGAUCUAACAAAGUCUUAAGUUUACAAGAAUUGUGCUGUAGGGCCAUUGUAGCUCGUACAACAGUUUACAGUAUAGAACAACUACCAUUGCCAACAUGUGUAAAGUCCCAUCUUAAAUCAUAUGCUCUCACAUCAACAAAUACUCAGUUGAAAUAUACACAAUCCCACAAAAAAGGCAGCGGUGGCAGAAAAUUUAGGUUUACAAGUAUUCCCACUACUCCAGCUGGCAUGGAUAGUAGAACAAGUUGUGUACCCAGAAACUCAUGUACAAUAUCUUGACCUACUACUGAAGAAAUCCAAAGAUUUUACAUAACAGUCAGUCUGGUUCUCAUUUUCACGUUUAUUUAUAUUUCUCUAGUUGUCAUCAUACCAGAAAUUUCCUUUAAUUAAUAGUGUUUGAUAGUGUGUAAUCUCUAAAUUAUUCUUUGAAGAUUUUUUAACUUUAAUUUGAAAUAUAUAUAUUUUUUUCUACAAGUAGAUAAUACAUUUAUUAAAAAUAAGGAAAAAUGUUAUAUAUUGUAGCAUUUCUUCCCUUAAAAAUAUCAAUAAAAAUUAUACUUUUCACUGAAUGGCAGUUAUGAGACCGUCCAUUUCUUAUCAGGUUUUUAAUGUUAAAUCGCGAAUGUGAUUUUAUUGAUGAUUUUACUUACAAUACAGUCUAAUAUUUUUAUCACUUCUUUAUACAAGUUUGGUAAUAGGGACUUAAACAUAUAACAUAAUUUAUUAAAAGUAUUUUUGUUGAAA
This is a messenger RNA of Sitophilus oryzae (rice weevil), 1732 nucleotides long. It is a transcript of the gene Rab40, whose product is annotated as ras-related protein Rab-40B. The record is from RefSeq and is a predicted model, not a curated record. NCBI's taxonomy places the organism in Eukaryota, Metazoa, Arthropoda, Insecta, Coleoptera, Curculionidae. The transcript is spliced from 5 exons. Gene Ontology annotation, cellular component: plasma membrane; synaptic vesicle; endosome. Gene Ontology annotation, biological process: intracellular signal transduction; protein localization to plasma membrane. Gene Ontology annotation, molecular function: GTP binding; GTPase activity. The coding region runs from base 419 to 1267 and encodes 282 amino acids.